UAACUUGCAGUGUAAAAACAGUCCUCAUCUCACUUUAUGCAUCUUUUGUGCUGUUGGAGCGUGGAGACUGAAUGGCACAUGUAGGCUGGGAGCGUGUCUUUCUUUCUUUCUUUACCCGCCGCUUUAUGUAAUCUUGCAUCAACACGAAUCAUUAUAACGAAUAGUAUAACCAAACCAGCCAGAUGCAUGAACCAAUUCAAACAAGCAAAACUCCAUAGCCACCAUGCCAUCCUCCCAGCCAAGCAGCGCGCUCAUCCCGCACAUUCAUAUGCUCUGCAUAAACGACGAUCACAGCGCCGCCCUGCACACAGCCCUCUCAUCUCACGGCCUCUCCUCCAUCGCAAUAACCUACCACAACUGCGCGCUCUCAUUCGUCGAAGCGCAGUUUGACCUCAUCGUCUCGCCCGCAAACUCCUACGGCAGGCUGGACGGCGGCUUCGACGACGCAAUCUCCCGCUCAUUCUCCCCCCGCGACGACUAUCUCGCCCUUACCAGAGCCGUCCAGGCGAGGCUGUACGACGACUGGCGCGGCUUUGCUCCUCCAGGAACCUGCACGCUGCUGCGCAUCCCCGACGAGUUCCAUCAGCGCUCGAGGAACACGUGGGGCACCAAGUAUCUGGCUCUGUGUCCGCUAAUGCGCGUUCCGCAAACCGUCGACUGGGACCGUGAGGUCGUCUACGAGUGCACGUGGAGCUUGUUAUGCGCAAUAGACAAGCACAACCGAAACGUGCGCAGGGGCGUACAGGAUGGGCAACAGGAUGAGAUUCAUAGUUUGCUCAUGGUCCCUAUGGCCACGGGUGUUGGAGCCGUGAGCCCUGAGAAGUGGGCGCGUCAGACAGUCCUUGCGCUGAAGCACUACAUUGACGCGGUGGAGCAUGAGGCGAAAUGGAGUGCGCUUGAACCGAUUGAUAUCAGCGAAUAUGCGGGUGCUGUCGAACAGACGUGGAAGUCUUAGAGAUAUGCGGGACGCUCACACGAUGCUCUCUACUGCUUGUCUUGUCGUUGGCAAGGCGAUGAUGAUCUGUCUUGCUUCACCAGAGUGAAACCGUUGGUUGACGGAUGAGCGGGAGAGUGAGAGGGAGAAUAAGGACUGCAAGUCAUUUAGUCGACUCCACUGCAGAUAGUCACUGCAUCACAUAUUGAAAGAGAUGAACCGCUCACAAUAUCUUGUAAAUAU
Messenger RNA from Trichoderma asperellum CBS 433.97, 1177 nucleotides. RefSeq lists its product as uncharacterized. Lineage: Eukaryota; Fungi; Ascomycota; Sordariomycetes; Hypocreales; Hypocreaceae. The record is from RefSeq and is a predicted model, not a curated record.